UGGCGGCCACGGCGGUCAACGCGUCGCAGCCUCCUGCCAUGCCGCCGCCUCCUCCGCCGCCGCCGGUCUCUUCCGCGGCCGCCCUGGUAACCGCGGCUCCCCAGGUCGUCCCUCCGACAGCGCCGGCGGCGGCUCCUGCUCCCGCUCAGGCCGCGCCGGCGGCGGCGGCUCCUGCUCCUCCUCCUCCUCCGCCGGCUGCGCUGGCGGCGCCUUUCCCCGGCGGCCGCGCGGUCCGGCUGCACCCCGUGGUGCUCGCCUCCAUCGUGGACAGCUUUGAGAGGCGCAACGAGGGCGCGGCCAGGGUCAUCGGCACGCUGCUGGGUACCAUUGACAAACAUUCAGUGGAAGUCACCAAUUGCUUCUCCGUCCCUCACAAUGAGUCAGAAGAUGAGGUGGCGGUUGACAUGGAAUUUGCCAAGAACAUGUAUGAACUGCACAAGAAAGUUUCUCCCAGUGAGAUUAUUCUUGGAUGGUAUGCAACAGGCCACGACAUCACUGAACACUCUGUCUUAAUUCAUGAAUAUUACAGUCGGGAAGCACACAAUCCAAUUCAUCUCACUGUAGACACCAGCCUACAAAAUGGACGCAUGAGCAUUAAGGCAUAUGUCAGUACUGCAAUGGGAGUCCCUGGGAAGACGAUGGGAGUAAUGUUCACGCCCCUCACAGUGAAGUACGCCUACUAUGACACAGAGCGGAUAGGGGUUGAUCUCAUCAUGAAGACUUGCUUCAGCCCAAAUCGAGUGAUUAGCUUGUCCAGUGACCUUCAGCAAGUGGGGACAGCGUCUGCUCGGAUUCAGGAUACCCUGAGCACAGUGCUGCAGUAUGCAGAAGAUGUGCUGUCUGGUAAAGUGGCUGCUGACAACACCGUUGGCCGCUUCCUGAUGGACCUUAUAAAUCAAGUUCCCAAGAUUUCCCCAGAGGACUUUGAGACGAUGCUGAACAGCAAUAUCAAUGACUUGCUGAUGGUGACUUACUUGGCAAACCUCACCCAGUCACAGAUUGCACUCAAUGAAAAAAUUCUAAACCUCUGAUGAACUCCUCUACGUGUAUUCUAAUGGGGAGCAUGAAGAAGACUGGAGUUGGAAUCAAAGUUUUCUAGUUAGACUGUAAUUUUUUGAAUGACUUCCUCAUCACUCCUCUCUCCCUUCAGGGAGAAAACAACUUGGAACUAAAAUGGGCUCAGAAGAUGAAGACCAUGAAUAAAAAUAAACUAGCAACUCCCAA
Molecule: messenger RNA, 1224 nt
Organism: Elgaria multicarinata webbii
Lineage: Eukaryota; Metazoa; Chordata; Lepidosauria; Squamata; Anguidae
Gene: EIF3F
Product: eukaryotic translation initiation factor 3 subunit F
Exons: 8
Coding region: 39-1031 (330 amino acids)
Biological process (GO): translational initiation
Cellular component (GO): eukaryotic translation initiation factor 3 complex, eIF3m
Molecular function (GO): translation initiation factor activity; translation initiation factor binding; metallopeptidase activity
Source: RefSeq, a predicted model, not a curated record